GCAGUGAACCCGUCGCUUAUGAAACAAAGUAGUGCAGAAUUAGGCUGUGUGCGUUAUUUAGAGACAACCUACUGGCACACGUCGCUACCAUUUACUUCAAAGUGGAAGGAAUGGUACUUUCUUUAGGUUUGAUAUAAAUAUUACCUUUGAAGAACCAGCGCGAGAAUAAAAUGUCCCCAAAUUCCAUCCACUGGUUCCGGAAGGGCCUCCGUCUCCAUGACAACCCAGCAAUCCUGCAGGCGGUCCAAGGGGCCGGCACGCUGCGCUGCGUUUACUUCCUGGACCCUUGGUUCGCGGGCUCAUCCAACGUCGGGGUCAACAGGUGGAGGUUUCUCCUCCAGUGUUUGGAGGACCUGGACGCCAACCUUCGGAAGCUCAACUCUCGCCUCUUUGUCAUCAGGGGCCAACCAGCCAACGUGUUCCCGCGGCUCUUUAAGGAGUGGAAGAUCUCUCGUCUGACCUUCGAGUAUGACUCGGAGCCUUUUGGGAAGGAGAGAGACGCUGCUAUCAAGAAGCUCGCCAUGGAGGCAGGGGUGGAGGUUAUAGUCAAGACAUCACACACCCUCUACGACCUGGACAAGAUCAUUGAGCUGAAUGGUGGACAACCUCCUCUCACCUACAAGCGCUUCCAGACUCUGAUCAGUCGCCUGGAUCCUCCUGAGAUGCCUGUUGAGACACUGUCGCAAACCCUGAUGGGUCGCUGUGUCACCCCCGUCUCUGAGGACCACGGAGACAAGUACGGGGUCCCGUCCCUGGAAGAGCUGGGCUUUGACACAGAGGGCUUGCCUACGGCCGUGUGGCCGGGAGGAGAGACCGAGGCACUGACGAGAAUAGAGCGCCAUCUAGAGAGAAAGGCGUGGGUGGCUAAUUUUGAGCGUCCCAGAAUGAACGCCAACUCAUUGCUGGCCAGCCCAACGGGCCUCAGCCCUUACCUGCGCUUUGGCUGCCUCUCCUGUCGCCUUUUCUACUUCAAGCUUACUGACCUCUACCACAAGGUAAAAAAGAACAGCUCCCCUCCACUCUCCCUGUAUGGCCAGCUGCUGUGGCGGGAGUUCUUCUACACCACAGCAACCAACAACCCACGCUUUGACAAGAUGGAGGGGAACCCGAUCUGCGUCCGCAUACCCUGGGAAAAAAAUCCCGAGGCACUUGCCAAGUGGGCGGAGGCAAAGACAGGAUUUCCCUGGAUAGACGCCAUCAUGACUCAGCUGAGGCAGGAGGGGUGGAUCCAUCACCUGGCCAGGCAUGCAGUAGCUUGCUUCCUCACCAGGGGGGACCUGUGGAUCAGUUGGGAGGAAGGAAUGAAGGUCUUUGAGGAGCUGCUCCUAGAUGCAGACUGGAGCGUGAACGCGGGCAGCUGGAUGUGGCUUUCCUGCAGUUCAUUUUUCCAGCAGUUUUUCCACUGCUACUGCCCCGUGGGCUUUGGGCGCCGCACAGACCCCAACGGGGACUUCAUAAGACGAUACUUACCUGUCCUCCGAGGUUUCCCCGCCAAAUUCAUCUACGACCCAUGGAACGCUCCAGAGUCCGUGCAGGCAACUGCCAAGUGCAUAAUAGGUGUCCAUUACCCAAAGCCCAUGGUGCACCACGCAGAAGCGAGCCGACUUAACAUCGAAAGGAUGAAGCAGAUCUACCAGCAACUCAGUCGAUACAGGGGACUGGGGAUGCUGGCAUCAGUGCCGUCCACAAAUGGGAAUGGAACCGGAGGGAUGAUGGCCUUCUCUCCUGGAGAGCAGCAGCCAGGGAACACCAACAACAACUCUCAUUUGUCAGGGAGCUCCACUGCAACGGGCAGCGGAAGCAUCCCGCUCAAUUUUCAAAACGAAGAACCCAGGGAGCCGAGCAGCAGACUCCAAACACCCUCACCGCAGCACGGAUACCACUCCGAAUCCAGCCACACCGUCACCAGCAGCCAAGUCCACCACGAGUUUGCUGUGCCUCAACACCCAGGACUCGUCCCCCACGGCAGAGGUGUUACAGGGAAGCGGGAGCGCGAGUCGGAGCGAGCAGGCUCGGGCGAGAGAGACACGGCGUCCUGCUCGGCGCACAAGAUGCAGCGGCAGAGUGCUCAGGCUACCUAGACCAGUUUGGAGUCACCAUCCGGCCUCCACAGAGAGGAAGUCCCAACUUCAACUGCUCUCCUUCUUUAAUAGUCCGAAAAUUCCAAGUGGAGUAAACACAACGGUGAAAAUGUAAUUUCGACCAGAUUUCUAAAAGCCCUUUAACAUCAGAGGCCAUUGACCUCUGACCUUCUGCAGUUGCGAAGGGACGAGAGAAGCGCGAUGAGCAAAGAAAGAAUAUUCUUUAUAUGAAUAUAGAAUAAAGAUUUUUUUUUUUUUAAAUGAAAAAAUCGGAAUCUAUUGCUUGUUUUGUAAUAUGACUGUCCUGAUGUGUUGCAUCUCGUGGUGCCCACUAGGAAAACACCAUCACCCACACCCAUGAGGAGCGAUUGGUCUCACAUCAGGAAUAUCUUGUUGUCACAUGUCAUCUUCACGUAAUAAAAUGUGGCAAUCCAAUGAUGGAGGACGAUGUGUCACUAAUCCUUAAACCCGGGGUGACCAAUUUUUCUUUAAUGUGGGCCCGACCCCGCUUCCUAACAUCAACGCAACUUUUGAAUGAAUUCAGGGGAACAUUGGAUGUGAUCACUUUAUUUGUAUUGGCAGCUAACGGCUUAUAUUUGUAUAGUUUUCCAGAUUAUAUUUAAGACAAACGUCAUCUGAAAGAUAUCCAGGGUAAAAAAAAAAGUUUGGUUUCUUUUGUCGGCCUUGCAUGUGUACAGUGUGUUACUUUAGAUUUCUGGGGAAAUGUAAAAUGUAUUGAGAUAAUGGAUUAAAGAGUUUUUGUUGUAGCGGCCUGUGGGAUUAUUCUUUUUUUAAGUAACCCUAAAUUGCCACUGUUACUGACUUUGACUUUGUCUGGGAUUGUUUUUAUAUGGCUGAACCAGGAGCUGGCUCUGUUCCAUAGGGUUAUUGAGAACUCCGACUAACCUCCCUGUCGUCAUCCUCAAAGUGUUGCUUUGUCAUUUUGGCACUUUCUGACACUCGCAUGACGGGUUGGACAAGUUGUCUAUCUUUCACAAUGAAUUGUGGUCGAGUUUUGACUGAUGUAACACUCUUACCCUUGUUUUCCUCUGUAUAAAUCAUCCCUGUUUCUCAAUAUUCCCUCACAAAUGUGAACACUCCUUAAUGAAUAAUUUAUUUUACUACACACUUCAACGGUAGACCUGUAGAGCUACCUGCCAUAUUUUUGCCUCAGAUAUAUUUAAAGCAGAAAAUAUAAUGUAACCAAUAAAUACACAUUGCAAAAUGA
This is a messenger RNA of Gasterosteus aculeatus aculeatus (three-spined stickleback), 3309 nucleotides long. RefSeq names its product cryptochrome-1. Gene Ontology annotation, biological process: negative regulation of DNA-templated transcription; entrainment of circadian clock by photoperiod; circadian regulation of gene expression. The record is from RefSeq and is a predicted model, not a curated record. Gene Ontology annotation, cellular component: cytoplasm; nucleus. Lineage: Eukaryota; Metazoa; Chordata; Actinopteri; Perciformes; Gasterosteidae. Gene Ontology annotation, molecular function: FAD binding; DNA binding.